AUGACCUCCAGCUCCGACCUGCCCGUCGCGGAUCUCCCCUCCGCCAGCUUCGACCUCCCAUCCAUCGAUGAAAUCAAGCGCGCAGCAGAGGCCGGCCAGCGCAUCACGAACGAAGAUGUCUCGGUGAUCUCGCAGGUCGAGAGUGAACUGACUGGCUCUGGCCCUGUCCAUGGAGGACCAGCGGCGACGGCACAGAGCCUGGCGAUGAAGCAGAUGAAUUAUGAUACCAAGAUAGACGAGCUCACGCGUAAGCCCCAGAGUCAUAUCACUCAGGAGGAUGCGCGCGAGAUUCAAGCUACCGAGGGACGCGCAUUCAACCGACCUCCCGAGGCAGGCUCCGUAUCUGCUCAAGUUCGUUCCAUCGCGAAUCGAAACGAAGCAUUGGGACUCCCUCCUGUGGCUGUCGAUGUGCCGGUGUACGUGACCAAGGACGAUGCGCGGGAGGCUCAACACGCCGAGUCGACGGUAUACGGAGGACAGAAUCCACGAGGAGGCAUGGCGGCACAGAUGCAAGUGAGUAUAUUCGCUUCGACAGUGCUGGACACAGACUGA
Molecule: messenger RNA, 552 nt
Organism: Aspergillus ruber CBS 135680
Lineage: Eukaryota; Fungi; Ascomycota; Eurotiomycetes; Eurotiales; Aspergillaceae
Exons: 3
Coding region: 1-552 (183 amino acids)
Source: RefSeq, a predicted model, not a curated record